Molecule: messenger RNA, 3173 nt
Organism: Myiozetetes cayanensis
Lineage: Eukaryota; Metazoa; Chordata; Aves; Passeriformes; Tyrannidae
Gene: RAD54L
Product: RAD54 like
Exons: 18
Coding region: 87-2321 (744 amino acids)
Biological process (GO): reciprocal meiotic recombination; double-strand break repair via synthesis-dependent strand annealing
Cellular component (GO): nucleus
Molecular function (GO): ATP-dependent chromatin remodeler activity; DNA translocase activity; ATP binding
Source: RefSeq, a predicted model, not a curated record
CCGGCGCGGCGCGCGCGGGCUGGGACCGGGAUCGGGACCCGGGAUCGGGAUCGGGAUCGGGACCCGGCAUUGGGAUCCGUGAGGAGAUGAGGAGGAGCCUGGCCCCCAGCCAGCUGGCCAAGAGGAAGGCGGGCGAGGACGAGGAGGAAGAGGAGGAGGACUGGCACCCCCCGGCGGCUCGGAAGAGGCAGAAGGCCGGCGCUGAGACGGAGAGCGGGGAGUGUUACAGGUCGCCUUUCCGAAAACCCUUGGCCGCGCUGACCAACAGACCCCACUGCCUGGACAGCACUCAGCAUGAGGCUUUUAUCCGCAGCAUUUUGUCCAAACCCUUCAAAGUCCCCAUUCCAAAUUAUAAAGGGCCCCUGGGCUUGCGCGCGCUGGGGAUCAAACGGGCGGGACUGAGGAGUCCUCUCCAUGACCCCUUUGAGGAAGGAGCUCUGGUUCUGUAUGAGCCCCCGGUGCUGAGUGCCCAUGACCAGCUGAAAAUAGACAAGGACAAAGCACCUGUCCAUGUUGUGGUGGAUCCUGUCCUCAGCCGUGUUUUACGACCCCAUCAGAGAGAAGGAGUGAAAUUCCUGUGGGACUGCGUGACGAGCCGGCGGAUCCCCGGGAGCCACGGCUGCAUCAUGGCAGACGAAAUGGGGCUGGGCAAAACCCUGCAGUGCAUCACGCUCAUGUGGACGCUGCUCCGCCAGAGCCCGGACUGCAAGCCUGAAAUCGAGAAAGCCGUGGUGGUGUCUCCCUCCAGCCUGGUGAGGAACUGGUACAACGAGGUGGAGAAAUGGCUGGGAGGGAGGAUCCAGCCCCUGGCCAUCGAUGGAGGCUCCAAAGAAGAGAUUGACCGUAAACUAGUUGGCUUUAUGAACCAGCGUGGCCUGCGAGUGCCUUCCCCCAUCCUGAUCAUCUCCUACGAAACCUUCCGACUCCACGCCGAGGUGUUACAGAAGGGCAGCAUUGGGCUGGUCAUAUGUGAUGAGGGCCACAGACUGAAAAACUCUGAAAACCAAACGUACCAGGCUCUCAACAGCUUAAACACACCUCGACGAGUCCUUAUCUCGGGCACCCCCAUUCAGAACGACCUGCUUGAGUAUUUCAGCCUGGUGCACUUUGUCAAUUCGGGCAUCCUUGGUACUGCACAGGAAUUUAAAAGACAUUUUGAAAUGCCCAUCUUGAAAGGCAGAGAUGCGGAUGCAAGUGAAGCUGAGAGACACAAGGGAGAAGAGAGGCUUAAAGAGCUGAUCAGUAUUGUGAACAGAUGUUUAAUUCGAAGAACUUCAGACAUCCUGUCCAAAUAUCUGCCAGUGAAGAUUGAGCAGGUGGUCUGCUGCAGACUGACACCUCUGCAGGCUGAGCUGUACAAGAACUUCCUGAAGCAAGCCAAGCCAGUGGAGGAGCUGAAGGAGGGCAAAAUCAGUGUGUCAUCUCUUUCUUCCAUCACGUCCUUGAAGAAGCUCUGUAAUCACCCUGCUCUUAUCCAUGAUAAGUGUGUGGAAGAGGAAGAAGGAUUUAUGGGAGCCCUGGACUUGUUCCCUGCUGGCUACAGCACCAAAUCUGUGGAGCCCCAGCUUUCAGGAAAGAUGCUGGUUCUGGAUUACAUCCUUGCUGUCACCAAAAGCACCAGUAAUGACAAGGUGGUUUUAGUAUCGAACUACACUCAGACACUGGAUCUAUUUGAAAAGCUCUGCAGGAGCAGAAGGUAUUUAUAUGUCCGGCUGGACGGCACCAUGUCCAUCAAGAAGAGAGCAAAGAUUGUGGAGCGAUUCAACAGCCCCUCGAGCCCCGAGUUCAUCUUCAUGUUAAGCAGCAAAGCAGGUGGCUGUGGUUUGAACUUGAUUGGGGCCAACAGGCUGGUCAUGUUCGACCCCGACUGGAACCCGGCCAACGACGAGCAGGCCAUGGCUCGCGUGUGGCGGGACGGCCAGAAGAAGAUGUGCUACAUCUACCGACUGCUCUCGACAGGGACCAUAGAGGAGAAGAUAUUCCAACGCCAGACCCACAAGAAGGCCCUCAGCAGCUGUGUGGUGGAUGAAGAGCAGGACGUGGAAAGGCACUUCUCCCUUGGGGAGCUGAAGGAGCUUUUCACUCUGAAUGAGACCACCACCAGUGACACCCAUGACAAGAUCAAGUGCCGCCGCUGUGUGAAUGGGCACCAGGUACGGCCCCCUCCCGAAGGCUCCGACUGCACCUCGGACGUGUCCCAGUGGCACCACUGCGCGGAUAAGCGGGGGCUGCAGGACGCGGUGCUGAGGGCUGCGUGGGACGCCGCCGUCACCUUCACUUUCCAUCAUCACUCCCACGAGGAGCAGCGAGGGAUUCCCUAACAGGUUACUGUCCCCUGUGGGGGCAAGUUUUAAUCCCUUUCAAGGAAAGGGGCAAGUGGGUAGCUGUGCCUGCUGGACUGCUGUGUGGCUGUGGAACAGCAGAACAGCGUGGCUUCCGAGCGGCUGGAAGGGCCUUGGCAGUGUUCAAUCUGCUGCAACAGCAAGGAGUCCGUGGCUUUUUCUCUGCUGUUGUACUAUGUGCCUGAAAAACAGCCCUUUGGGUACUGGGAGUAACAGGACCUUGCAUGCUUGAUCUGACUUAGCACUGGUUCUCCUGCUGUUGGUGUCUGUGCCUGCGACUCGGCCAGGUUUAAGUUAGGUCUGGAGUUUUAUAGCGCUUGAUGUGCAGUCUUGUGUUUGGUUUGGUUUUUUUUUCCUUGACAGCUGUGGCUUACAGCUGCUGAUCAAAACUUGCAGGAUCCAUUUCUGCUGUGAAAUGUGAACCUGGCUGAUUACUUGGGAACAAUAGGAUUUGUACAAGGGGAAAAAAAUUUUAGCUUGUGUGUUGAACAUCUGACUGGAAGGGUCAUGCAGGCAGUAGAAAAUCAGGCUCUAUUAUGGUAACUCAUUUCUAAAACCACUUGCUUUGUUACGGGCAGGAUCCCCUGAUCUAGUAGAGUGUUUUAAUUGAGAUCACCUUACCAGCCAGUAAUAAAAUUCACACUUUAGUACAUUAUGGGUCUUAUUUAUAUUUUUUAUUGCAAAAAUGUUACAAAAGACCAAACUAUUUAAAACCUCUGUAAAAUGACUGCAGACACUGGAAAAGGGCAACAGGAUUGCAAAUAAACAGCAAGCUACUUGGUACAUAAAGAAUUUUUUUUUGGUAUAAAGUAAAAUUUUCCAAAUGGAAAA